This is a messenger RNA of Phlebotomus papatasi, 2258 nucleotides long. It is a transcript of the gene Fbxl4, whose product is annotated as F-box/LRR-repeat protein 4. The record is from RefSeq and is a predicted model, not a curated record. Gene Ontology annotation, biological process: SCF-dependent proteasomal ubiquitin-dependent protein catabolic process. Gene Ontology annotation, cellular component: SCF ubiquitin ligase complex. Bases 149 to 2251 code for a protein of 700 amino acids. Gene Ontology annotation, molecular function: protein binding. The transcript is spliced from 3 exons. Lineage: Eukaryota; Metazoa; Arthropoda; Insecta; Diptera; Psychodidae.
CACAUGCAUUGUCUUCUGGGUUAGUGUUGUGAUUUUGAUUGUCACACAAAGAACGUUUUCUGUGCAAAGAAGAUUCUUUCUCUGAUGAAUUGUCCAGUCAUCUGAGUCCUUAAUAAAUUGUGAGAACGUCUGAAAGCCCACCACCGAGAUGAUCAGUGAGACGGACACGUCAGUGACGUCGUCGGAAGAUCUGACAGUCGAGGAAGCAGCUCUGGAAGAAAUCCAGCUGCAGAAUGUUGCUCCUGAGGAAGUGAUCAUCAACCAGUAUGCCCAGAAGGUGAUUGAUUUUAGCUCUCAGUAUGGCAGUGACACUAGCAUAUCCUAUACGGCCUACAACAUCACAGGGAGACCCUCAAAAUUCCCGGACUACGGUGACUUUCCGGAGACCUUUGCUAUGAGAACUUAUGGCAGAUGGUGGGACAUUGCACCAUCAGCCAUGCGAGAAUUGCAACCCAGCAAUAUCCAGGACAUUCCAAUCCAUGACUUCAUUGUGGUGGAAUUUGAGGAAUUUGUUAUCCCUCAGGCCAUUUCCAUCUACGAGACCUACAAUCCAGGAGCUAUUGUAAAGAUCUGGGCAUAUUUCAGCACCACCGAAACUUGGCAGUGCCUCUGGAGCUCUUUUCCGGACAUCUAUGUCGAGAAGAGACCUCGGAAAUUCAGUCCUCCUCUCAAAAGAAUUCCCCUGCCGACAAAAAUAAUCCGACUGGAGUUUAAUCAUAUCUUCCUGGACUACUUCACGGAGAUCGAUGGAAUUGUACUGACAGGCAGGAAAUGCGAUGUCAGAGAGAUUGGUGAUUCUGCCAUGAGGAAGAGCAAAAAGGGCCCCAUUUUGCGGAAGCUUGAGAGUGUUCAGUUCAAAUUGCGCCAAAUUGAGAAUCACACUGAUAUUCUCAAGGAUUUUCUGGUCAAUGACUUGGGGACUUUCAUGAAGGAGGCUGGCCUGGUACCUGAAGACAAAGACGAUAAUACUCCACAGAUAACCUUAAAAGACUUACCUUGUGAGAUUUUAUUUAAGAUCCUGUCCUACCUGGAUUUGGUGUCGAUAUUUCGGACAGCUCAGGUGUGCAGGAAGUUAUACGAUGUUGCGACUGAUCCGUUUCUCUAUCAGGAGCUAAAUCUCAAGCCGUAUUGGCAUUCUGCAUGCGAUGAUCUCUUAAUAACACUAACAAAGAGGGCUACACUGCUGAAGAAGCUGGAUUUGUCAUGGUGUGGUUUAUUUAAUACCAUAACACCGUCCGUGUUUAAGGAUUUUGUACGGAAUUGCUGCAAAAAUCUCACCCACCUUCGUCUCAACUCCUGCAAAUUCAUCAAUGCCGGCUGUAUGGAAGUUGUGGGUAGUGUCUGUGUCAAUUUGCGCGAAUUGUGUCUCAGGAACUACUCAAAGUCACCGAGUGUCCUAAAUUUUCACUGCCUUAAGAAUCUGAGGUGCCUCGAGAGACUCGAUCUUUUUCGUACGGCUAUUGAUUCGGACCUCCUGCUCAUGACCCUGCGAUACAAUCCUGCCCUUAAACACCUCAAUCUGGGUAUCUGUAGCUCCGCAGUGAGCAUGGAUGAUGUAGCCAUUCAGAUUUCACGAUAUAAUAGAGCAAUUGUGUCCAUUGACAUGUGGAAGUCUCACUAUUUGUCCUCCGUGGGGCUCCUGGCACUGUCUCAGUGUCAUGAUCUGCAGGAGGUGGAUUUUGGCUGGUGUUUGCGCGAGGAGGCAUCACCAGGUGAUAGUCUCAAGAUCCUGCUCAAAGGAUGUCCAAAACUCACCAAAGUCUUCCUGGCUGCCAUUCGGGGCAUCAAUGAUCGCGAUCUGGAGAACAUCACGGAGUUCUGUCCGAAUCUCGAGCAGCUUGACCUCAUGGGAGUCCUGGGUAUCACUUAUGACAUGUGCUACAAGAUUCUCAGCAAAUGUCACAAGCUUAAGGUGCUGGAUCUGAGUUUUUGCGAUCAAAUCGAUGAGAUUCAGGUGAAGCUUUUUUUUCAAAUAUAUUUCCGGCUCUAUUUUGGACCAAAAUAUUUUAUUUUAAAUUACAGACUGCACUUUGGCGAGAUGUUUUUGGGGUCAGUAUUAAGCGCAAUUUCGUGCCUCCUGAAUAUCCCUUUAUCACAUAAAAUUAAUGUACAGCAAAUUUGGGUACUAUUAUUGCAGAGAAAUCAAAAGACAAAGCGUAUUUUUUAUACUUGUUCACAUUGUGUGCUUGAUGUGUGUAGUUUGAAGUCAAUUUACACGGUAUAUAUAUAUUUAAAUAAAAGAAAGAAAUGAUUUUAAA